Nezara viridula (southern green stink bug) is the source of this 477-nucleotide messenger RNA. The record is from the annotation of a GenBank genome assembly. Lineage: Eukaryota; Metazoa; Arthropoda; Insecta; Hemiptera; Pentatomidae.
AUGAGCCCGGCAGUCCCAUCGGAGGCCCCCGUGCUCUAUCAUAAUAGCCGAGGCCGGACUGCAGAACUGGGACCCUCCGAGACACGAUCGACGGCCGAGAUUGGUACAGCCGCUGGGUCAGGACACACGAUGGGCGUGAGCACCGCGCAAUGCAUAACAUGCCUUUGGUGUACCAAAAUUUCACAGAAACCUGGCGAUAAGGGCAGGAAGGAGACGGGAGCAGGGUGGCCUAUACCUGGAGUGAAAGGGCUGGUUUUCUCGAAGCUUCCCGAAAUUACGGAAACUGGCACUGGGGCGUCAGCUGAAACCGGUUUUUCCGCCUUAAGCCUAAGACUAAGAAUCGUGCUAGAGCACAGGACAAAUAUUGAUAUGAUUAACAAGGCAGGGCGAACAUGGAUAACAGUUGCUGAAGGCGGCAGGAAGUCGCGGGUCGUAAAAAUGAAGGCGGGAUACGACUGCACUGGCCAGAUUGCAUAA